AUGGUUCGCAUCAAUGUGUUGAAAAAAUUGAUGUGUGUUCUUGUGGUGAUACUGGUAGCACUGACAGUUUGCCUGUGGAGAGAGACGAGACGAAGCUACUAUGUUCCCUUCAAAACCGAGAGCAACGGCUUGGAGGUUCACAGGACUUUGGAAAAAUGGAACCCAGUUAUGUCACAGGGCCUUUUCCAUGAAGCCACGAGUGAACUGGGCCAGAUAUCAAAAAGGUGGUUUGGUGACCACAACAAAGUAAGAGGCAGCACUUCUGGAACGGCUGAAAAGUUCAAGAAGGCAGCAGACUCUCUGAAAGUAUGGGAUAAGGACAGUUCAUCCAGAAAUCUCAUACCCAGGCUGCAGAAGGUCAGAAAAAACUACUUGUCCAUGAACAAGUACAAUGUGACUUACACUGGGAAGAGGAACACUGCUAAACUCAGCCCAGAGAAGCUGCUCUGCCAGCUACGGGACAGAGUGAAUGUGACCAUGAUACAGGCAUCAGAUAAUCCUUUUGAUACCUCUGAAUGGCAGCAAUACCUACCAGGGAAAAGCCUGAAUGAAACCAUAGGUCUCCUUGGUUCCUGUGCUGUUGUGUCCUCAGCAGGAUCUCUGAAAUCAUCUCAUUUGGGACAAGAGAUAGACAGCCACGAUGCCGUCUUGCGAUUCAAUGGGGCUCCUGUCAAGGGGUUCGAGGAGGACGUGGGGCAAAAGACAACAAUUCGCCUUGUGAACUCCCAGCUUGUAACUGUUGAGGAGCAGCAGUUCCUGAGGGAUGCACUAUAUAACACUGGAAUCUUAAUUGUCUGGGAUCCAGCACCAUAUCAUGCAGAAAUUCAUGAGUGGUACAGAAAACCAGACUACAACUUUUUUGAAAGCUAUAAGUCAUAUCGUCAUAUACAUCCAGAGCAGCCCUUCUAUAUCCUGAACCCAAAAAUGCAGUGGCAACUCUGGGACAUUCUGCAAGAGAAUUCACUGGAGCAUAUUCAGCCUAAUCCACCAUCAUCGGGAAUGCUUGGCAUCAUCAUCAUGAUGACGCUCUGUGACCAAGUGCACGUGUACGAGUAUCUCCCCUCCAAGCGGCAGACGGACAUUUGCCACUAUUACCAGAAGUUUCACGACCGUGCCUGUACCAUGGGAGCCUACCACCCCCUCCUGUUUGAGAAAAACUUGGUGAAGCAUAUGAACCAGGGCACAGAUGAGGACAUCUUUACUCAUGGGAAAGUUACCUUGCCCGGCUUCCGAAACGUGCAUUGCUAGCAGAGCAGGUUUUAGUGUAUGUAGAUAUUUUUCUUGACUGUGAAAGCACUUUUUAAAUCAGGGUUGUCAGAUUUGUGAGGUCUAAGCACUGGUGU
Molecule: messenger RNA, 1343 nt
Organism: Chaetura pelagica (chimney swift)
Lineage: Eukaryota; Metazoa; Chordata; Aves; Apodiformes; Apodidae
Gene: ST6GAL1
Product: ST6 beta-galactosamide alpha-2,6-sialyltranferase 1
Exons: 5
Coding region: 1-1248 (415 amino acids)
Molecular function (GO): sialyltransferase activity
Source: RefSeq, a predicted model, not a curated record